UACAAAAAGAGAGGAGGAAAAAUGAAGGAAUCUCUGAUAUCGUUAGCCUUAGGAGCCUUGUUAUUCCUGUUAUCGGCGUCAACAACGGCGGCCGGUGUCAUCGUACUAACAGAAGAAAACUUCAACGAGCAAGUUGGUCAAGACAGAGGAGCUCUGGUCGAGUUCUAUGCUCCUUGGUGUGGACACUGUCAGAAGCUAUCUCCCGAGUAUGAGAAGCUUGCGGAGAGUUUCUCGAAGGCUAAAUCCGUCUUGAUCGGAAAGGUGGACUGUGACGAGCAUAAAAGUAUUUGCAGCAAAUUUGGUGUUCAAGGCUACCCAACUAUUCAAUGGUUUCCCAAAGGCUCUUUGAAACCUAAAAAGUAUGAAGGAGAACGCACUGCUGAGGCCCUUACUGAGUUUGUGAAUACCGAAGGAGGGACCAAUGUGAAAAUAACCGCCGCUCCAUCCAAUGUUGUAAUGCUAAAUGCUGAUAAUUUUGAUGAGAUUGCCCUUGAUGAGGCCAAACACGUGUUGGUUGAGUUUUAUGCUCCUUGGUGUGGCCAUUGUAAAAAGCUUGCUCCUACCUACGAAAAGGCAGCAACGGCAUUUAAAUUGGAAGAAGAUGUAAUAAUAGCUAAUAUAGAUGCUGAUAAAUAUGGCGAUUUAUCCGAAAAGUAUGGUGUAAGCGGAUUUCCAACAUUGAAAUUCUUUCCAAAGAGCAACAAAGCUGGUGAAGAUUACACUGGUGACAGAGAUUUGGAUGCUUUCGUUGCCUUCAUCAAUGAAAAGUGUGGCACCAAUCGUGACGCCAACGGGCAGCUAACUUCGAAGGCCGGUAUUUUGUCAAGUUUGGAUCCAUUGGUUAAGGAGUUUGUGGCUGCUAGCCACGAUGAGAAGAAAACAGCCUUUUUGAAGAUCGAAGGGGAAGUCGAGAAGCUUAAGGGCUCCGCGUCGAGGUAUGGAAAGAUACACUUGAAAGCUGCUAAAAACUGCAUGGAGAAAGGGGCUGAUUAUCCAAAGAAGGAGAUUGAACGCCUGCAACGCAUGCUUAACAAGUCAAUAAGCCCAGCAAAAGCUGAUGAAUUCACUCUCAAGAAGAACAUCCUAUCAACAUUUGCAUGAACUGAUUCGAUGAGUUCUCGACUGCGUUUUCGAGGAUCGGUUUUCCAACGAUUGCCUCGGUUUUUACCGGCAGCAAAUUGUAUAGGCCUUUGAUUACAUGCGUGCAGUUAUUGUAAAGAACUUUCAUGUGAGAACUAUAA
Molecule: messenger RNA, 1241 nt
Organism: Hibiscus syriacus
Lineage: Eukaryota; Viridiplantae; Streptophyta; Magnoliopsida; Malvales; Malvaceae
Product: probable protein disulfide-isomerase A6
Exons: 11
Coding region: 22-1101 (359 amino acids)
Biological process (GO): protein folding
Cellular component (GO): endoplasmic reticulum
Molecular function (GO): protein disulfide isomerase activity
Source: RefSeq, a predicted model, not a curated record